AUCUUGGUGCCGCGGAAUCAAUCAAUCGUCACCGUCCGUCCCCCGACACGUUCGCUUCAAUCUUUCAUUAAUUCAAGAUAACCACGGCUUAUCCCUUCCUCCACACCACACACCCCUAAAAUCGUCAAUCAUGGCUCUCUUCGGCUCCGAUAACUCCGCCGCCUCCUCCAGCCCCUCCACCAGCCAGGAGGUCAAGGACUCUCUCAUCCGUCAAGUCCAGCAAGAGGCCGCUAUGAGCAACGCCCGGAGCUUGAUCGGCAAAGUUAACGAGCACUGCUUCGAAGCCUGCGUGCCUACGCCGGGCUCCUCCCUCUCGACCAAGGAAUCCACCUGCCUGUCGCAAUGCAUGGAGAAGUACAUCGGCUUCUGGAACGCCACUAGCCGCGCCUACAUCAGCCGCGUCUCCAAGGAGUCUAAGAAAGCCGGCGGCGCCGACUUGUCCGGCCUCUCGCUGUAAUUCCUAUCUACCUUACCCGCAGAGAAAAUGAAGAAAAGUGAGAGAGGGAUAGAGAUUAUUUUUUACAACACAAACAGAGGCGGAGGGAGAGUAUAUAAUUGUACGCACAAUUGAAAGAAGGGGGUUGUGUAUGUUGUAGUGUUGAAUGGAAUACUCCGGAGAUCGAUCCCUGCGCCUCGCCCCGUCUCGCCUUCAGGGAAGUUUUGCAAGGAGCAUUUGAUUGUGGCGGGGGAUCUUUGUUUUGUGGUUGUAGGAUAUAUGGUAUGCUCAUUAGAGAGGGUUGGACCAGGUGGUGGGGCAGCUUCAAAAGAAAGAAAUCGUCUCUUU
Messenger RNA from Aspergillus homomorphus CBS 101889, 784 nucleotides. It is a transcript of the gene tim13, whose product is annotated as protein translocase subunit TIM13. Lineage: Eukaryota; Fungi; Ascomycota; Eurotiomycetes; Eurotiales; Aspergillaceae. The record is from RefSeq and is a predicted model, not a curated record. The transcript has 2 exons. The coding region runs from base 131 to 457 and encodes 108 amino acids.